Messenger RNA from Cadophora gregata, 2335 nucleotides. RefSeq lists its product as uncharacterized. The coding region runs from base 676 to 1965 and encodes 429 amino acids. NCBI's taxonomy places the organism in Eukaryota, Fungi, Ascomycota, Leotiomycetes, Helotiales, Ploettnerulaceae. The record is from RefSeq and is a predicted model, not a curated record. The transcript is spliced from 7 exons.
GGAACGGAUAGAGAUGAUUGGACGAAAAUAAGACUAUUAAUUUCGACAGGAGAAACUCCAUGUGGACAGAAGCCAAGAUCGUUUUCAGCUUUCCGAAUCAUCUGCUUUUACAGCAACUGCAUGUCUAGCUCUGCAUCGGAAGCCCAAAGCUCACAUAAGGUUGACCAACGACGGCCCAAACGCAAAGUUUUGAAGCUUUCGGAAUUCCUUCAUUCUAUUGAACACCUUCCCGUUCAGAUUCUCCAGUGGCGCCCUCUAAACCUCUGUAUUCUGCUAGCUGGCGCCGUUGUUUGCAAACACGCUCUAUUAUUGACAUCUCAUUCGCGACCAAAUCAUGAUCAUGAGCGAAUGCCAUGUGUUAUCAUAUUAAACGUGUUGCCAAGAAAGGGCUGAGACGCGGGUCGAGUCUCUCUAAGUUGAGCAGCCAUGGGCCUGGAUUUCGAUGUUUGUUUUGUCCGAAGGUCGGCAUGAGCUGGGCUGAAAUGUGGCGCACCUACUAUAGAAGCGGGCGCUCUUGGAUGAGGAUUGCUACUGAAUUUUAUUUUCAGCUACACGCAUUCCACACAUGAGUCUUGGGAGUAAUCUCUCAGUGUAGUGGUCUGGUAUAAGAUUCCAUCAUGUCUUCAUUUCGUCCACCUGUCCUGGUUACAGGACAUCCUAUCUGUUUUCAUCAGGAUGAAAGGCUACCUUCUCUCGGCAAUUGUAGCAUUGCUGGCUCACACCAAUGCUCACCCUCAGACAUUUCCGGUUUGUAUCGUUGGAGCUGGACCUGCCGGCCUGACUGCCGCCAAGAAGCUUGAGGAUAAAGGACGAAAGGUUGUGAUAUUCGAGAAACAAGAUGAAGUAGGAGGGAAAUGUCAAGCUGUCUACGAGGCUGGACAACGCUGGUUGUAUGAUGUUCCGACUGGUAAUCUCGCCUUGUCACCCGCUAUCUCAUCAGGAUUUGCAGCACUUGUGGGCCAGGAAUUCCAAAGAUACGCUGUGUAUUGGAACACCAUCUUUGCUCCUUAUUCCGCGUUGAGAUACAAGAAUGGUGUGCCACAAGAGCUGACUGUGACUACCUCACAAUGGCUAGCAAGCAACAAUUUCCAAGCUUUGCCAGUUCUGUUUAUUCAAGCGAUGGUGGCCUUCGGCUAUGGGGAUCUAAGAGAAGUUCCGAUUCUCUACAUGCUUCAGUAUUUGACACCAGAUAUCCUCGGGUUCUUUGCCCAAAUUCACGGUGUUUAUCUCAUUGACUUUCACAAAGUGUGGGUAGAUUGGACAAAGAAGUCAAUUAAAGGACCAAUAUACCUUCGCAGUAAAAUAAACAAAAUUGACCGAUCGGGACCAUUUCCAAAAGUAUCCUACCACCAAGGCCGCAAGGACAAACGCACAACGAGAUCUAGGACCGAAAAUCAACUGUGCUCCUCAAUCAUCCUCGCCUUCCCGCCCACCAUCGCGGCUCUCCAAGCAGCAAACCUCAAACCGACCGCCGAAGAAGUCUCUGUGUUCUCACCGCUUCGGCUCACAUCUUACUUCUCCGGCGCGGUCCGUCUCAAAACACCACGGAACCUGACUUUCAGCGCCGCCAGUCCACCCACAGUACCGGUACCAGCAACAGGGGCACCAGUGUCCCUGCUCCAUCUUUUCAAUACCUCGGAUAUCGCAACCACUUGGUCAUGGGGCAAUGGUACUUCCACUGCCGUUGCUCGACAACUACUCAAAGAAACUUUGUCAAGAAUCAACAAGGACCCCACAGAUCCCAACGCCGUAGCCAAGCCAGUGACGGACAAAGAUAUCUUGGGAUUUCAGCCGAAUGAUUACUUCCCUCAUUUCGAUCCAGCAGAACUAGCGGGGGGUUGGUAUGACAAGUUCAAUAAACUGCAAGGAGUGAAGAAGACGUAUUUUGCGAGUGGCUUGAAUGGGUUUGAGACUGUGGAAUUUGCUAUUCGGGCUGGUAGUGAGAUUGUACAUACGUUUUUUUGAAUAAAGGGGUAUCCGGUAAGAGAAUUGGCUUGUUAGACUCUGCUCUUGUUGUUUCCUCAUGCUGCCGAGACAACAGGUUUCGAGGACGCAGUGAGCUGAUAAUAGUAAAGAGACGUUAGCUGGCAAUGUAAAUGGGUUAAGAUGGUAGAUAAAUAUGCUAGAUUGAAUAUACCCGAAUCGCUUUCUCGUGGACUCAAAAAACAAACCUUCAUAACAAGCUCAAAGUCGAUCAUGCAGAAGGAUACUUUUCGCAUCAUGAUUGGCAGAAUCGUCUUCCCAACUCUUCAAGCAUAUCUGAUUAGAAUUACCCAUUUUUAUUCUUGAAAGUUUUGUCGAAAUGGUUUGCGAUCAUGCUCGACUAAAUUGUUUA